Molecule: messenger RNA, 786 nt
Organism: Raphanus sativus (radish)
Lineage: Eukaryota; Viridiplantae; Streptophyta; Magnoliopsida; Brassicales; Brassicaceae
Exons: 1
Coding region: 1-786 (261 amino acids)
Source: RefSeq, a predicted model, not a curated record
AUGGGUUGUUUGAUGGAGAUUAUUGGUUCACGAGGUUAUAUUGAUAUGGGGAUAAGGAAGGAAGCUACAAUGGAGGAAGUGAUGUUAAAUCAUAGGAGAAGGAGGCACAGAGAACAUAUUUUUAACUUGAUAGAAGAUGAGAUAAGCAGGUGUAAGGAGAAAGCAUCAAUGGAGGAUGAUAUUGGGUUAUGGAAGCAGAAGGAAAGAGUUUUUAAAAACAAAUUCUCUACGAAGUUAACUUGGGAGAUGCUAAGAAGUAGAAGUGAGUACUGUGAGUGGCACAAAGGAGUUUGGUUUAACUAUGCUACUCCAAAAUAUGCUUUUUUGACUUGGUUAGCAAUUCACAAUAGGCUUUCAACUGGUGAUAAAAUGUUGAGUUGGGGUGGGAAUGUAAACGCUGCCUGCUCUCUUUGUGAUGCACCAAUUGAAACGAGGAAUCAUCUAUUUUUCGAGUGUAGAUAUGCUUCAAAUGUUUGGGAGAAUCUGGUUAGAGGCAUAAUGGAGGAUGAUUACACAAACGUUUGGCAGGAGCUAGUCAUGAUGUUAUCAACUAGUCAGAAGACUAUCAAGGUGUUCACGCUGAAGUAUGUUUUUCAGGCUACGAUUCAUAGAUUAUGGCUAGAAAGAAAUGGAAGAAGACAUGGUGAGGCGCCCAUUCCACCAGAUAUACUGAUUCGACAGAUUGAUAGAAUUGUUCGAAACAGGUUUUCUUCUAUUCGGCUAGUGGAAGAUAAGAAGAUGGAAGGUGGUCUGAGAUAUUGGUUCUCAACAAGACAAGGAUUUUAA